Anolis sagrei ordinatus is the source of this 1145-nucleotide messenger RNA. NCBI's taxonomy places the organism in Eukaryota, Metazoa, Chordata, Lepidosauria, Squamata, Anolidae. The record is from RefSeq and is a predicted model, not a curated record.
CGGAGGUCCAGGUGGGCGGCCUUUCUUCUUCCUUCCUCCGUCCCUUCCUUCCCGGGAAAGGAGGAAGAGGGGAGAGAAGGAUGGCGGUGGCCGUGGCGCCCCUCUUUUGGCUGCUCCUGCUCGUGGGGUGCCUGGGUGGGGGCGCCAAGGAGGGCGAGGACGGGGCGCCCUUGUCUUCUCCUUCUCCUCCUUCUCCUCCUUCUUCUUCUUCCCUGGUGACGGUGGCGCUGGUGCUGCCGGAGGCCAACCCGAGCUACCCGUGGGCGCUCCCUCGCGUGCGCCCGGCCGUGGACUUGGCCUUGGAGCGGGUGUCCGUGUGGGAGCCGUCCCUUGCGUGGCCGCCGCGGUUCCGCGUGGUGUUUGGGUCUUCGGAGCGCGGGGGCGCGUGCUCGGAGUGGGUGGCCCCCCUGCGCGCCGUGGACCUCAAGCUGGAGGCCUCUCCGGACGUGCUUUUGGGGCCGGGCUGCGUGUACCCGGCGGCGGCGGUGGCGCGCUUCGCCUCGCACUGGGGUCUCCCACUGGUGACGGCGGGGGCCGUGGCGUCGGACUUCGGGCACAAGGCGCCCUCGGCCGCGCAGCCGCAGCACUACGGCUCGCUGGUGCGGACGGGGCCCUCGGCGGCCAAGCUGGGCGGGUUCGCGGCGGCGCUCCACGCGGGGCUCAACUGGACGGCGCGCGCCGCCCUCCUCUACGCCGACGCCAAGACCGACGACCGGCCCUUCUACUUCACCAUCGAGGGCGUCUACCAGGAGCUCCGCCACGCAGGGCUCGCUGUCGCCUACCACGUCUACCACGCCGGAGGGGGAGGGGAAGCCUCCGCCCCGGGAGCAGGAGCAGGAGCAGGAGCUGGAGCUGGAGGGGGGAACCUCUCCGCACAGGCCGAGCCCGAAGGAGGAGGAGGCGCCCCCGGGGGGGCAGCCGCGGGGACCGGGCCCGGCAACGCCAACGCCAACGAGGCCGGAGAGGGCGGCGCGGAGGAAGGCGCAGGGCCCGAGGCUGCUGUCCAGUUCAUCAAGGACAACGGAAGAGGUGAGGAGGGGGAGGAGGAGGAGGAGACCCUUCCCCACAGGCUGGGGGGCAAGGCUGGAAGGUUGGGGGCAGCAAGGAGAACCAGCAAGACCAAGCAGACCCUUCACCAUUCCUAA